Molecule: messenger RNA, 6186 nt
Organism: Solea solea (common sole)
Lineage: Eukaryota; Metazoa; Chordata; Actinopteri; Pleuronectiformes; Soleidae
Gene: arhgef40
Product: Rho guanine nucleotide exchange factor (GEF) 40
Exons: 27
Coding region: 245-5512 (1755 amino acids)
Molecular function (GO): guanyl-nucleotide exchange factor activity
Source: RefSeq, a predicted model, not a curated record
UGAAGGAAAAGAAGAACUCGGACAUUCACAGUGUGGACGUGAAGACUGAAGGAGUGUGUUUUUAAUCUAGAGACAAACUCAGAGAAUCACGUAAAGACAGUCGUGGACACGUUUGACUGAAGCUGAGAGGACAAAGUUGUUGUUUUUUGUUGCUGCUUCUGUUGGUUUUUCCUGCGGAGAAUGAGCAGAGGAAGCGAAUCCAGUAAAGGAGUUGGGGACUAUGUAGGAAUUCCCGACUGAAGUCAUGGGUUCGGAGGCGAUGGAGGAUUGCGUGCAGGGGGCGCUCUCGUCACUGUAUCCUCCUUUCGAGAGCACAGCACCACCCCUUCUCUCCCAGGUCUUCUCAGUCCUGGAGUCGACCUAUCAACACGACAGUCUCCGCUACCUACUGGACUACUUUGUUCCCGCCAAGCAUCUCCUGCACAAACUGCAGCAGCACGCUUGCUCUCAGUACCUGGGUUGCUUGUUCCUUCACUCCGGCUGGCCUCUGUGUCUGGGAGAGAAAGUGGUCGUCCAGCUCUCCACGUUAGACUGGAGGCUCCUGCGCAGCAACGACUUCUACCUGCAGGUGGUGCCCUUCUCCACGCGCUGCCCCCGGCUGGCACUGAAAUGUCUGGCCCCCGGGGGGCGCACUGUCCAGGAGGUCUUGGUGCCCGAGUCACAGCAUCCCCUUGUGUUCACCACUGAGUGGCUGCACAGCAUCAACAAAGAGCGAGGCCACAAGAGAGAAGUUGGAGGAGGACUUGACACCUGUCUGGUCAGCACAUGUGAUGGUGUGGUUCGACUUCCAUGGAAGGAGGUUGUCUACCCCAAAUUCAUUCAUGACCCCUCUGAAGAGCUGGGCCUGAUGUCCAACUGUGACGGCUCCUUAUCCAGCCGCUUGCCCAGUGAUGGAGGCAGCAGUCUCGGAGGUUGGGGAGGCUCAUCUUCUGGAGAACUGGACUCCUGGUCCUGGGACGAGGAGGAAGAUGAUUUACCACCAGAUGGUCUGGAUUCUGAGUCCGCACUUACUCGGCGAAGGCGCAGUGAAGAUGGGCUUGGACGGACAGGGAGGCACCCUCAGCUUGACGGGGACUAUGUGGAGCUGUUGGAGCCCAGAGGAGGUCCUGAUGGAGGGGUUGACCCAAGGCAAAGGUACCUGGAGAUGCAUGGGAUCUCAAAGACCAAGACGUUGCCUCUGUGCAGGAGAAGUAAAGCCAUCAAACUUCGAAAGGGGAAAGCUUGGGGAUAUGGAAGAGUGGAAAGGUCAGGAAGCUUUCGCGCUGUCCUUGGUGCUAAAGGAGACUCUCUGACCCGUAAGGGUGGCCGAUUACCACCUCCACCUCCACCUCCACCAGGAGCUGCUGAAGCUGGCAGAGGGAGGCGGUCUUAUUCCUCAUCUGUCCAUGACUCAGACGAAGGAGAUAAAACCAGGAGGGACUCUGAGGGCUUAGAGAGUGGACAGCUUUAUUUCGAUGGCCCAUUCAAAGAGAGGAGGCCCGGGGUGGGCAGGGAGCGAGACAGCACUGGUCUUACACUGCCAUGCAGAGACAAUCACAGGAGUAAAGACUCGGAAAGUGGCAAGAGUUUGGACACAAAUGAAAUCCAAGUGUUGAGGAACCACAAAGUUGGGCAUGUUAUAGAGGGCCACUCGGAUCACGGAUCUCAAUCAGACUCAGUUUUUGAGGACACUGAUAAACCAGUGAGUGGGGACAGUGGCGCUACCACUCCAACAUCAGAUGCACCAGAGAGACCUUUCACUGGAGCUUCAGGAAGUGGAGAGGUUCCUAACAGUGGGUCUAAAGUGAGGAGUUUGUCAAACUCGACGGUGACAGAAGAAAAGGAUGAAGGAAAGACAGAGGACAGAAUGUGUCCCAGAGGAAAGGAGGUUAAAACUGCAGGAUUCAGAGCACCCAGGAGGAAAAGGAGGGGAAAGGGGGCCAAAGGGAGGGCCAGGUCCGGUGGUCGUGCUCAUCAGAAGGGCUUGAAGACACAGGGCAAAGCCCCUCAGUCAGGUCCUGCCAAUCACUCUACUUCAACAAAGCUGCCAAUCAAAGCAGAGAUCCAGUUGGAACAAACAGAGCAGGCGGAUGAAGCGGAUGGAGCGUCCACUACAGCUGAAGCUGAGAACACAAAGAAAAGCAGUGCAGCAGAGACAGAAGCUGAAUCGUUGCCUGUCUGCAACGGACAAUCAGGCACAUCCUUAUUUAACCACUCAAACGAAGAGCCAGCAUCAGUGGAGACGGGUCCCGACCAAAUGAACGGCAUCACAACCAAAGAGCCUCCACUGCUCAGGGAACUGGACACGGAACUUCUCCAAUCAGGGAAGCUGAAGUUGACAGGUACUGUGGACAGAUUGGGACGUGCUCUGGUCAUCACGGAGAUGGAUGUGUCAGAGGAGGAUCUCUGUGAGGAGGAGAUGGCCCGGGUCCUGGCCUGUUACCACAGAAUCACUCGGCCUGCAGCCAAAGAAAAAGGUCUCACAGUGCUAAUGGACAGCAGACGCUCCUCACCGUCCACCCGCUGCCUCUCUGCGCUAAAAACAUUCCAGUCGCUGGUUCCUGAUGGUCUGGGAUCCGUUCUUGUUUUGGUGGAGGAACAACAGCAGCAGGAGUCGUCCCUUUCUCACAGUGUGGAGGGAGCAGAGAUCCACACGGUGCAGGGAACAGCGGUCCUCCAGCAGUACGUCGACAAACAACAGCUGCCCGCAGAGAUGGACGGAGACUUCGCCCACUGCCACUCAGACUGGCUGGCCUUCAGACUAAGCCUGGAGAGCCUCACAGAGCGCUGUGAGAGCGCCCUCACUCUGCUGGACGAGGCACUGCAGUCCAUGGAAACGGAGCCAAUGCCAGACAACAUCAAGGCCGUUCCUCUGAGCAUCGGCAAACACAGACAGCUCAUGGUGAGCGUCCUCGCCGACCAGCGCCUAACGGAGCUGCAGCAAAGGGGCGGAGCUUGGCUCGCAGGGUUGACCAACAGUUCAUCGGGACUGGCACAAAAAUCGCCAGACUGCAGGGCUGCGCUCGGCGCCACCGCCAAACUCUACGACAGCGUGGACGACGCCCUCCACAGGCUCGUUCGGGUGUCCAACCAGAGAGGUCGCGACCUGGAGGCCCUCGGGAGAUUAGCGGGGCUGGUGGACAAACUGGAAAAGUGCGAUAAGGAGAUUGAGCAAGUCCAGUCCCAGCUGGAGCAUUACAAAGACCCUCCUCUGUCGCUCAGCAGACUCUCGCUCAAACAGCAGAAGUUUAAGACGUUCAGAGAAACGGCCAACGACCUGCACAGCGAGACGCUGUCCGUGCUCAGCGAUCUGGAAGGCUGGUGCGAGCUGGACUGGGCCGGGCUCAGCGACGUCCAGAUACGGCUUCCUCCGGUCAGGGAGAAGCUGAGAGACAUGUCCCAUUGUCUCUCCGACUGCUGGACCACGCUGGACAACACGCAGAGGCUGCUGUCCACACUGACUGAGGCGACUCAGUGGUGUGACGCGGUCUUCUCCACCUCCUCCUCUCCGUCCUCAGCUCCUACCACCUGCCCUCUGGCCUCCUUACCUCCCAUCCCUCCGUCACGCUUCCAGGACGCCCGCUCUCUCGCGAUCGAGCUCGGCGGCGGCGCGCUGCUGGACCUCUGGACGCAGACGGUGGAGCGGUACCAGAGAACCGUAGCUCAGGUCAAACCCCGCUUCCUGCAGCCCGACCGGAACCAGAACCAGAACCAGGGGAGGUCCAAGACGCCGUCGGCCAGCAGCCUGUGGGACCUGAUGGGCCCCGAGGGAGAGGGUGACUGGGGACUGGGGGCCGGAGGCAGCGAGGGUGGCAUGCAGACGUGGGGGUCCCUGGCCUCGCUGUUCAGGCCGCAGACCUGCUCCACGCUGAAGAUCGGAGAGGAUAAGGGGAGCAAGAGUAACGGAGCAGGGGGAGGAAGUGGAGGAGGAGCAGCAGCAGGAGCUGGAGGAGGGAAGUUCCUGCAGAACCUGCUGAAUCCUGGAAAGAAGAGUCCCACAGAGGCUCCGCCCCCUGCCAAGCCUCCCAGAAAGCGUCACCCGAGCUUCGACCUCCAGGCCCUGCUGGCGCCGCGCAGAGGCACGGCCACGCCCAAACCCGAGUCCCCGGUGGGCGGGGCCAGCCGUAACUCUCCCAUGUCGUGGCUGGGGAGGCGGGCGUUUGCCGACCCAGUGGUCGCGACCGGCAUGGCGGCGGCUGUUCCUGGAUGGGCCAGUGGAGGUGGCGGCAGCGGUGGGGGAGGAGGAGUGUUGAUUCGAGGAGUGGAGGUCAGCAGCAAGGAGGUGGUGGAUCACACGGGGUCGCCGCGGCAACACGUGCUGCUGGGGAGGACGGAGAGGGAGACGGGCACGGACAGAGCCGGCACGACUCCCCAAAGUAAGUUGUACCUGCUGUGGUGCAGGAUGCUCAGCUCAGAGCGUCAGUACGUGGCCGUGCUCAAAGGCGUGGAGGAGACGUACCUCCCCCUGCUGGAGCUCUCCGACACUCCGGCCUCCAUCAGGGCCAGAGCGGACUCGCUCUUCCCCAUCUGGGCCGGCCUGAGCUCCUUCCACUCGCAGAACCUCCUCCCGGCCAUGGAGGGCGCUCUCGUGCAGAGCCUGCUGCAGCAGGACUGCUUCAGUAAAUAUAGGGAGCAGUUUCUACAAUAUUCCCACUACAUCAGGACUAAACCAGAACUGGACUCUGCACUGGUCACUCAGGCUGCAGAAUUCUUUAAGUCCAAACUCCCGGCCUCCUCCCCGCUCUCCCCUCUCGCCUUCCCUCACUGUCUCCACGCUCCCACUCAGCGGCUCGAGCAGUACUGUGAGGCUCUGGAGGAGCUGGGGGGGAUAAACCCCGCCUCGGACUCCGCCCUCUCCAUCCUGAGACACGCCCAGCGGCACGGCGAGGACCUCAGGGCCAGCGACCUCAUCACAGGAUGUCCGAUCCCUGUGGCGGAGCGCGGGGAGCUGGUGCGGCAGGGCGAGCUGAUGGUGUGCGGCGGCGCUCGGCGGAAGCGGGCCGGCGCGAGGAACGUUUUCCUCUACCAGCAUGUCGUCAUCUUCACCAAGCAGAAGAGCCCCGGGCCGGGACGCGUCGCCUACAGCUACAAACACAGCAUCAAAACGGGUGAAAUGGGUCUGACUCAGAGCGUCGGCGAGGACGGGCUAAAGUUUGAAGUGUGGGUGCGUCAGGCUCCUCGCACCAAAGACUGCGUCACGCUGCAAGCGCGCAACCGGGAAGACAAGGACGCGUGGACUCACGACGUCGCACACCUGCUGUGGACGCACGCCAUCAACAACACAGAAUUGUGCCUGAAGGAGUCUCUCUGCAUGGGCAUCUCCAGUAAACUGCUGCUGGACGCAACGGGGAGUCCAGGCUCAGAGCUGGACUCCAUCUACAGCCUCAAUGACAGAGUCCACAGUAGCUGCUCAGACUCCUCCUCUGUGGGCAGUCAGAAGGAGGGGGGAUCCCCGGCGUCUGGGAGGGACCUCAGGAGAAGCUCCGGCUCAGCGAGCUUCUCACAGAGUCAGUCUCCCUCCACCGCCGUGUAAAUGUCGUCACGACAAAAAAAAAAACUGGACCUUCUGAUGAUUCAAACAUCUCUAUUUCACCUGUGGCCGAGCCAAACUGGACUUCAGGGAGCAAGAGGACUCUGGGACUUUUAUUUGAACUUCUCCCACAUUACUUGCUCUCCUCCUUCUUCUCUCUCUCUCUCUCUCCCCCCCCCCCCCACCCCACCCCCCACCCCCACCUCUUGAAACAAACAGCAGAUUAGUGGGAGCACUGCUCCGGCUUUUUAACCCUGCCCGGCUCUGAUAUGAAAGAAAACGCCGCGUCCAAAGAGGAUAAAUAAAAAAAAGUAGCCCCCCGUUCAACGGCAUGACAAGCACCAGCAGGGCUCUCUGCACUCCGCCAUUUUGGAUCUGCCAGUCUCAGUUUCUGGCAGAGUCAUUGACACCAGAGGCACUUGAGCCACACAGAGCUGCCAUUGUCUGCCUCGCGGCUUCCCACUAGGCCAAACCACUUGGUCUGAACCACUGACUGCACGGGGCCGGGCCGAGUCAACGCAUCACAUGCACCAGCGUCUGAUAAUAAACAGGAAGUAAUAUGUAGGCCGUAAAUCCAUCGCAGGAUUGCAGAUUUAGAAUGUAUUAUGUACUUUGUCAUUUUCACAUCGCCGAGCGGCAUGACUGGAGAUUUGUUUUCCUGCCUCUGUGUGUGUGUG